AUGCUGUUCCUCUGGUAUAUAAACACGCACAAGAUUGUCCGUAUUCGACUUCGCUUGCAACUGAUGGCCUGCACCACUCUACUCCUCGGUGCUCUUGCGCUCGUGCCUGCCCUCACUGUCGCUCAGAACUGCCAGUGUGGCUACAAAGACUCGAACGGAAAUGUAUGGCGUGAGGCUAUCAUCUCCACCUUCACGCAGCCAGAGGGAGCACUCUCUGCAGUCCAAGCUAAUUGGAUGAUCUCCUCUUAUAACAACCCCCAGACAGCGCCUGCAACGGCAAGUAUCCAAUAUCUUAGUGCGAAUGUGAUGCAAUACAACGAUGCUUUGGGAUUGAAAGCUUCAGCGUACGACAAUAAUGGAUUCGUCCAAUCUGCUGAGAUCGCUACACAGAGAUCCGACAUUUUAUAUGGCACUUUCAGAAUUCGCGCACAAGUCCCGUCUGUGCCGGGCGCAGUCUUCGGAUUCUUCACAUACUUCAGCAAUUCUCAAGAACAAGACAUUGAAUUCCUUUCGGCGGAACCUAACUACUAUCAGCGUGUUCAUUACACCAAUCACCCCGGCCAAGAUCCUGGCGCCACUUUGGACGUCACGAUACCUGGCGCCGAUUUCACAACCUUUGGCAACCACCGAAUCGACUGGCUUCCGUCAAGAACUACAUAUUUAUACGACGGAUCGGGCUUAACGUCCACUAAGCAGCUCACUGUUAAUGUCCCAACUACGCCUUCCAGGCUCAUCCUAAACGUCUGGAGUAAUGGCGAUCCUGGCUGGUCCCAAGGUCCUCCGACUUCGGAUGCCAUAGCUACUGUGCAAUGGGUGCAUCUGUACUUCAAUUCUACCUCUCUUUCCGAGGCGGCCUUCAAUUCUGCAUGCACAAGUGCUGGGCGACCUGCCUCGUGCAGCGUAUAG
This is a messenger RNA of Marasmius oreades (fairy-ring Marasmius), 906 nucleotides long. RefSeq lists its product as uncharacterized. Gene Ontology annotation, molecular function: hydrolase activity, hydrolyzing O-glycosyl compounds. Lineage: Eukaryota; Fungi; Basidiomycota; Agaricomycetes; Agaricales; Marasmiaceae. Bases 1 to 906 code for a protein of 301 amino acids. The transcript has 9 exons. Gene Ontology annotation, biological process: carbohydrate metabolic process. The record is from RefSeq and is a predicted model, not a curated record.